AAUAUUCCCCGGUGAAGGGUCCGUCGGGAAAAACACAUAUAUUCGCGGCAUCUCGUCGCGUGUCUUGAUAGUUGCGUUUCCCGUUCCUCACAAGCGCCAACCUUCCACGCCUCUUCGAGUUGCUCUAUUCAGCCCAGAGCCAUGGUUGCCUCUACUUUCGUUCCGUCGCUGAUCGCGCUGUCGUCGGCCGCCUCGGCGGUCGCUAGCGUCAUUAAGCCGCCGCGCUUCGUCCAUGUCGAGCGCCAAGAGGCAGGAUGGCCCGGUUUGAUCGCUACCUCCGUGAUCAACGAGACCUCGUCCAAAUUUGCCUCGAAAGUUGCGCGAUGGUCCUCCUACGAGGCGCCGACCUUCGACUUCGUCUUCAUUCCCGAGACGGAGGCAGAGCUGUCCGCUGGUCUUCAAUACUUGACGAGCCAGAACAUCCCGUUCUUGACCAAGUCGGGUGGCCACGGCUACUCGACCACCCUUCGCCAGAUCCAGGAUGGUGUCCUGAUCAACAUGGAGAAGUUCAACUACUCCAGGGUCGACGACGACUUCACCGCCACCAUCGGCACCGGUGCCACUUUUAACGACAUGGUGUAUACCAUUGGCACGGCCGGGCGGGAAACAACUGUUGGGUCCUGCCCCUGCGUCGGUGUUACCGGUGCCACUCUCGGCGGUGGCGUCGGACGGUUACAGGGACUACACGGCUUGGCGAGCGAUGCCGUCCGCAAGGUCCGCCUGGCGCUUUGGAAUGGCACCAUCAUCGAGGCCUCCGACAACGUUAACGCGGACCUCUUUUGGGGGAUACGCGGCGCCGGCCAGAACUUCGGUGUGGUCAUCGAGACGACCUUCGAGACGUUCCCAGCCACGAAUGGUGGCUUGCACUACGAGGCACAGAUGACUUUCAACAUCAGCUCCUUGGGGGACGUCAUCGACACGUUGAAUUCUCUGCUUCCGCUCGAUCCGGGCUUGGCGAUAGUAACCAUCGUUGCGGCGGAUCCUGCCACUCUCGAGCCCGCUCUUUUGGUGAACUUGGUUUUCGCCGGGCCUGAGGCCAAGGGAAAGCAGCUCGCGAAGCCGUUCAUCGACCUGAGCACCUCCACCGUCGAGUCACUGCUUACGUGGGUGGACCUGCCGACCAAGGGGGCUGGCGGUUUCAACAAUGUGCAGUGCAUUAAGGGGCGGCGCAACAGCCUGUACGGGCUGACCCAGAAGGUGAUCGACAGAGACUCGGUGCUCGAGAUGGCCGAGGACUUCGACGCGCUGGUGCAGGCCAACCCGGCGCUCAGCUCCAGCGCGUUCCUGGUCGAGUCGUUCGGCGUGCAGGCCAUCGACGCGCUGCCGGACAAUUUCUCAGCCUUCCCCCACCGCGGCCGCCUCGAUCACUUCUUCGAGAUCCUCGUCUCGUACGAGGACGACGCGGUGGCGCAGGUCGGAAACGACUGGGCCGUGAGCUGGCGCGACCACUUCCGGAAGCCGGAAAUCUCCGGCUACGACACGGUGGUGGUGUACCAAAACUACGGCCACGGCGACGAGGCGCCCUCGGUCUUGUACGGAUCCGCCAAAUGGCGACAGAAGCGCCUGACCUCUCUGAAGAACCGCUUCGAUCCUCACAACGUCUUCGGCGCCUACCACCCGAUCCCUACGGCGCUCGCCGACUGGUCGUAGGGGAUUGCUCUGGUUGUCGUCGAUGCCAAGCAUCGGUCUGUUAAUUUGGAUAGUGUAGAAUUACCGUCAUUUCUUUUUCAUCGGGACUGCAUACGAUACUAUUGCGGAGGGGCGCAGCGCUACAAGGCUGACGGAGUGGCGGUAUAGGUGGUGGUAAUUGUCAUAGACAUUGUUAUUCAACUAGAACCAAAUGUGCUUGUUGCGUCAGAGCCUGAGCCACCUGGGAAAUACGAGAAUUUGGGGGCGAGAACAGGGGCUUUAAUCAUAAAGGGAUACAAUCUUAUCGAUGUCUUGCAUCAAAGGCAAAUUGUUCAGCCUUAAUACUACGUUGUACGGCAUUCGGUUAGGUUAGGUACCCAACCUAGGUACCUACCUAGGCAGGUGGGCUAGGUACCAAUCGCACUCCAUCAUGUAGGUACCUAGCUACCCC
Durotheca rogersii is the source of this 2080-nucleotide messenger RNA. RefSeq lists its product as uncharacterized. The transcript is spliced from 4 exons. The coding region runs from base 142 to 1650 and encodes 502 amino acids. Gene Ontology annotation, molecular function: FAD binding; oxidoreductase activity. Lineage: Eukaryota; Fungi; Ascomycota; Sordariomycetes; Xylariales; Xylariaceae. The record is from RefSeq and is a predicted model, not a curated record.